Messenger RNA from Annulohypoxylon maeteangense, 912 nucleotides. RefSeq lists its product as uncharacterized. Bases 257 to 733 code for a protein of 158 amino acids. The transcript is spliced from 2 exons. The record is from RefSeq and is a predicted model, not a curated record. Lineage: Eukaryota; Fungi; Ascomycota; Sordariomycetes; Xylariales; Hypoxylaceae.
AGCGACAAGGGAUGUUUACAAUAUAUAACAUGACGAUGUCGCCGUUUAUAGUUGGUACAGGAAGAGAGAGUCCAUGAUAUCACUCGUUAUUCAUUCCAUCGCUAUUUAUUCCAACUCACAUUAAUAUAUUAAUACCUACCCUACAUACCCAGGUACCAAAUAACACUCGCUUGAACUAUCAAAACCAAAAGUCUUGAUUUACUGUUUACCGCCCAAGGAAAUAAUAAUUAUUUACAUAUUAUUCUCAUCCGAAAUCAUGAAGUCCAACACCAUCGCUGCCGCUCUCUUCACGGCAUCCGCCGUCUCAGGCGCCGUCAUGAAGCCCAGACAAGCGAACUCGUUCUCGGUGUCUAACUUCACCGCAUCAUGCAUCCCGCACAGUCUUCUCUGCACCUACGAAUUCGCCGUAAUAACAGACCCCACCACCGCUUCGCCCUCAGGCAACCCGUCCCCAGCGCAAUGCAGCCUCAUGCUGCAAGGUCCAGACUACCUGCCGCCGGUGCAGCUGACGGGGUGUGCGGACGCGGGCGCGUAUUCGUGGGCAGUGGAUGUUCUGAAGGAGGGCGGACUCACGCUCAGCGUCACGACGCCUCAGGACUCUCACACCAACUUCACCGGUUCUUACGCGGUUCCCGCUGAGCAGUUGGUUGCUGAGCAGCACGGUGCGGUUAUCACGCAGAGGUAUACCGGUCCGAGCGCGUUUGCUGUGCCGAUUGGAGGGGGUGCGGCUUAGGCGGCGCGGUUUGAGCUAGAUGAAGAGGAGAUUGGUGGGAGUAAGGGGCCAGAUAGAUCAUGAGAGUACGUAAUAAGGGGAAUAAAUAUUAGAUGGCCUACGUAAAGAAAAGCAAUAUAUUAAUGAGUUAGGAGUUUAUUGUCAUAGACAUUAGCGUAAAUGUAUUUGAAUAAAUCAUA